Molecule: messenger RNA, 999 nt
Organism: Aureobasidium namibiae CBS 147.97
Lineage: Eukaryota; Fungi; Ascomycota; Dothideomycetes; Dothideales; Saccotheciaceae
Exons: 2
Coding region: 1-999 (332 amino acids)
Biological process (GO): protein folding
Cellular component (GO): endoplasmic reticulum membrane
Source: RefSeq, a predicted model, not a curated record
AUGGGUUUUGGCGACUUUGACACAAUAUGCAGGCAGGCCGCCCUGCCGCUAUGCACAAUGGUCGGUAGCAAUGGUGUCAAGGGCACCAAAGGAAUACAGCCCGCCUGCUACUCUCGCACAAUCGAGGUGGCCAACACGGUCAUCUUCCAGGGCGCUGCUGGCAUCGCCCACAUCUGCGCUCUGCUCAUGACUGUCAUCAUGAUUGUCCAUGUUCGCAGCAAGUUCACCGCUGUCGGUCGCAAGGAGAUCAUCAGUUUCUUCUGGGGAUACUUCCUGCUCACCAUCGUCUCGCUACUUGUCGACUGCGGCGUCGUUCCUCCUGGCUCUGGCGCAUAUCCCUGGUUCGUCGCUGUGCAGAACGGCCUCGCUUCCGCCACUUGCGUUUCCCUCAUGAUCGCAGGAUUCGUCGGUUUCCAGUUGUAUGAGGAUGGUACAUUUCUGAGUGUCUGGCUGCUCAGAAUCUGCUCGGCCACCAUGUUCGCCAUCACUUUCAUCAUCAGCAUCUUGACCUUCCAAGGCUGGGCCGGUCUGGGUCCCGACAACACCGUUGGUCUUUUCGUCGUUCUCUACAUAUUUAGCGCCAUAUUCCUCGCAGUCUACGUCGUCAUGCAGGUCCUGCUCGUCGUGGGAACUCUUCAAGAUAGAUGGCCAUUGGGCCACAUUGCUUUUGGCGUCUUCUUCCUCGUUGUUGGCCAGGUCCUCAUCUAUGCAUUCGGCAAGGCUGUCUGUGAGGGAAUUGCUCACUACAUGGACGGCCUCGUCUUUGCUACCGUCUGUAAUCUUCUUGCGGUCAUGAUGAUCUACAAGUUUUGGGACUCUAUCACCAAAGAAGAUCUCGAGUUCUCGGUUGGCGCAAGAGUCAACAACUGGGAUCUCAAGGCCCAACUUCUCAAUGAGGAAGAGAAGAGAGCCACCAUGUACAUGGACAGCGAAUACGAUAGCUUGUAUCACCAAGCCCCGCGUCAACAGUCCAUGUACGGGAGCUCCAACGGCAUCUAA